AUGUAUAAAUCGAACGAAGAUUGUUUUUAUUUUCUUACAUCAUCCUGUGCAAAAGGUUCAUCAUGUACAUAUCGACAUAGUCCAUUAGCUUUAACAUGUAACGUUAUCUGUCCAGGUUGGCUACGUGGUAAUUGUCCUGAACCUGCUUGUCCAUUUCGUCAUAGUACUACUCAGCGUCCAAUGAUCAGUAAUGGCAUAUUAUGUUUCUAUGAAAACACAGCAACAGGUUGUUUGAAACUUGACUGUACAUUUAUUCAUUCACGUCCACGAAUGAAUUUACGAAAUACAUCAAUAAUUCGAUCUACAUCAACAAAUCUUAUUAAAAAAGAUGCAAUUAAAUCUAUUGUUAAUAAUACUCCUUCUAUUGGAAUACCACAAACAACAUCUGUUUCUAAUGCUAAUAUCAAUUCUUCUCAACCAACAAUCAGUGAAACACAAUUAGUCAUGCCAAUUAAUACAAUCGAAUCAUCAUCAUCAAAUUCUGACACAUCGUUACCCAUACUUAAAACUGAAACGAUUACACGUCGUAUUGCGGUACCGUCGGAUAUUAAUCAAUCAAAUGAUGAUAAGAAUUUAUCAGACAACAACAAUAAUACUAAUAAUAAUAAUCCAAGUUUGAAUAAAUCCACUAUUCGUAGUGUAAUUACAGAUUCUCCAGACGCCAAUCAAGAAGAAAUAACAACAACACAAUCACGAUUAGGUGUUAACCGAAAUGUUGUUAUUGCUGAAACAACUUCUGUUCCAAAGCGAAAAAUUGUUCGAACAACAUUAUCAUCCUCAUCAUCAUCAAAUCGUGUUGUUGUUUCAUCUGAUAGUAUUAAUUCAUCUGAAAAAGAUAGAAAGACUGACAUUGAUUUGGUCGGACAAGAAAAUGAUACAAAAAAAAUUAAACAAGAUUCUAAAUCAACUGUUGACAUUCCAUUUGCUUGUUCAACAUCAUCGAUUACUAAUCGUUUGUUAUUAAUGUCAUCAAAAGAAGAAACAACGUCAACAAAUGAUACAAAACCAAUACGAUUAAAACGUGAUCGUUUGGCCGCAACAAAAACAUCCAGUGGAAACGCACCUAUUUCUGUUUCCAUAUCAAUAAAUGAAGAAAAGACAUCUGCGGGAUUAGCCUUGUUACAAGAUGUUGAACGUCGAACAAUGCGUAUUGAACGUUUCCAGAAAAAACCAAUCUCUCCGCCUCGAUCAAUUAUUAGUUCUACUUCAAUAACUGCAAUGGAUAAUACGAAUAUUAAUUUAUCUACUAAUCGUAAUGUCAUUACAUCAUCUUCUAAUGAACGUAAACGUACGGCACCAGAUACAACAAUCGAAGAUACACCACCAUCAAAACGUAUUUCUACUUCAUUAUCACAACAUCAAUCUUCUCUUCAUCAAGAGAUCUCAUCCCUCAAUACAACUACACAUUCAUCUGCAUUAUUAUCGAGUCAUGAUAAAAAUUCGGCAAAACAAACCGAUGAAUCAAAUGCAAGAAUUUCUCAAAGCAAAAACUCUUCAUCGACUACACUGGUGCCACAUCAACCAGUAACUUCUUUCUCUGUACGUCCACGUUUUACACCGCAAUUGAUUGUUGCACCCUCUUUGCAAUCAUCGUCAUCAACAACAACAAUAAAAAUACCACGACCACGACAACCACCAUCAGUUGUUAUUAAACGACCUUUAGCUCCAAUGAUGACUUCUUCUCAAACAUCAACAAAACGUAUUGAACAAAUACCAUUAAGUGUUCCCGAUAGUAAAAGUUCUCCUUCUAAACGAACUACGGAAUCUCAAUUAUCAAAUAUUCCAAAUCAAGAUGAUGAAAAUCAAUUACUCAAACCGAAUGAAUCUAAUGAUGUUGUUGAUACAUUUGCAUUAAUUGAUGAAGCUUUACUUGAAGCUGAUCAUCUUCUAGAACUUUUGUGA
Messenger RNA from Rotaria sordida, 1902 nucleotides. The record is from the annotation of a GenBank genome assembly. Lineage: Eukaryota; Metazoa; Rotifera; Eurotatoria; Philodinida; Philodinidae.